Molecule: messenger RNA, 979 nt
Organism: Monomorium pharaonis (pharaoh ant)
Lineage: Eukaryota; Metazoa; Arthropoda; Insecta; Hymenoptera; Formicidae
Product: U6 snRNA-associated Sm-like protein LSm4
Exons: 5
Coding region: 133-555 (140 amino acids)
Biological process (GO): spliceosomal snRNP assembly; nuclear-transcribed mRNA catabolic process; mRNA splicing, via spliceosome
Cellular component (GO): spliceosomal tri-snRNP complex; P-body; U6 snRNP
Molecular function (GO): U6 snRNA binding
Source: RefSeq, a predicted model, not a curated record
UGGAAAGCGUCGUGAAAUUCGGAAUAAAAUCUCACCGGUAGUUGGCGCUCAUGAUCUCGCAGACGAUUAUUUUCAAAUUAAUGGACUGUUGACGCCUAACCUUCAAGAAGUGGGUUUCAAUCAAUUAUAAUAAUGUUACCUCUAACCUUGCUGAAAACUGCGCAAAAUCACCCUAUGCUGGUGGAACUGAAAAAUGGGGAGACGUACAACGGCCAUUUAGUCAGCUGCGAUAACUGGAUGAACAUCAACCUGAGAGAGGUUAUAUGUACUUCAAGGGAUGGCGAUAAAUUCUGGAGGAUGCCAGAAUGCUACAUAAGAGGCAGCACAAUAAAGUAUUUAAGAAUUCCUGAUGAAGUAAUAGAUAUGGUAAAGGAGGACAUACAGAUGAAAUCCAGAGGACGUGGCGAGAUGAAAGGUCGAGGCCAAAGUCAAAGGGGACGCGGCAGUGGUAGAGGUACUUUCGGCAGAGGAGGAGGAAGAGGUCCGGCACCAUUGGGUCGUGGGGGUAGCACGCAAGUUGGCAAUAAAUCACAAAAUAAACCAAGACAAAAAUAAAUAAAUAGUAUUUUUAUUUCAAUUCAAUUGCAUCAUUUUCUAUUCAAAUAUCUUGGAAAUCUUUUUUAGUAAAGAUUUUUCGCUACCUAAUUCCAUAUCUUCAUGUAUUCUGAUACAUGUAAACUUGAUAUCUUGAUUUAUGCGAAGCUACAAAGGCAUAUAGAACUUAUUUGAAUCACGCUGUACUUAAUUUUACUUACAUUACAUUUUAGUUACAUAUUAGCAUGGUUCUUUUUUUGGUUUUAGUGACAAUAUAUUUUAAAACUUUCUCAUUUAAUUUCUUUUCGCGCAAAUCAUCUUCAUUGUAACAAAAUUAAUAUAAAUAAUCGUAAGAAUCUUAAAUAAAUAGCAAACAUUUCCAUGACUAUUCUGUACAGUUCUGUAUAAUUUCGAGAAAAAAAAUAAAACUAAUAUAAUUCCAAUA